CGGUAUCGAACUAUUUCCGGUUUUAUUUCUAAACCGCAAGAAAACGUCUUGUCUUGUUUACUGUUUUCUUGUAUAAUUUCAGAGUAAACUCAAAGCAAGAUGUCUGAACGAAAAGUUUUAAAUAAAUACUAUCCCCCGACCUUUGAUCCUUCAAAAAUACCAAAAGUAAAAGGGCCAAAGAAUCGAACAUUUUCUAUUCGUAUUAUGGCACCGUUUAAUAUGAGGUGCAACACUUGUGGUGUUUAUAUUUACAAAGGAAAAAAAUUCAACUCUAGAAAAGAAAAUGUAGAUGAUGAAGAUUAUUAUGGACUGAGAAUUUUUAGAUUUUAUAUAAAAUGUCCAUGUUGUGUUUCAGAAAUAGCUUUUAAGACCGAUUUAAAGAAUACAGAUUACACACUAGAAGCUGGUGCCACUCGACUGUUUGAGGCGGAGAAACUAGCACAACAAAUGGCAGAAAAAGAACGACAAGCUCAAGAAGCAGAAGACAUGAAUCCCAUGAAGGUAUUGGAGAACCGAACGAAAGCCAGUCGUAAUGAAAUAGAACAGUUAGAUACGUUAGAGGAGUUACGUGAGAUGAACACACGGAACGCUGCCGUCGAUCAUGAAUCAAUGAUUAAACUUCACACAGCCUACGAAGAGAUGUUGACGAAACUACAAGAUGAAGAAGAUGAAAAUAUUGUACAGUCUAUAUUUGGAAGUAAAGACGAUAAUUUUGUAAAACGACUAGCUGAUUCGGACAGUGAAGAAGAAAUAGAAGAGCCACCCAGGAAGAAAAUGGCUGUGAUUGAAAAACCUACAGAUCUUCUAGCUGAAGACCCCCCAAAAAAGGAACCUAAGAAAUUAGAAUCUUGGCAAAAGAGUGUUGGCGUAAUGGGAAUUAGCCAAUCCAAAAAAGGUUUAGCUGGACUAAUUGUGAAAAAGAAACCCAAAGUAGAAGCAACACAAACAUCUGAAACAAAGACUGUGAAUGGUUCUCAUACUGCAGCAAAUAACCAAUUAGAACAUGUGAUACAAAACACAUCAUUUAAAUCAAAACCUUUAAGUGACAAUACUGCUUCAGUUAAGCCUGUUAGCCAAUCAGAUUCUGCAUCUGUAAAGCCAGUUAGCCAAUCAGAUUCAAAAGCUGUUAUUUCAGGACUGAGUAUGCUGGGAGAUUAUUCGGAUAGUUCAGGAGAUAGUGACUGACAGUUUUAAUUCUAUAUUUAAUCCGGGAUAUGGUUCUAUAAAUGCAGUUUUGUAGAUAGGGGUAACUUAACCCUUUGAAGUGUAAACUCAUAAUAAUGUCACCUUAUGAAGUGAAAAGUGUACAGGCUGUUAACAAAGGAUCGAUCUUACGAUCUAACGUUACCAAGCAAUAAGCACAGUAUCAUAAGAUAGGUUGCCAGGCAACUAAACUUAACCCACAAUAUUGUAAAGAGGAAAGUCUUGGGGGACUUAACUGUACAUGUGCAAUGUUCUGAUAGGAUAAUAAUAUGCAACCAUGUGUAACAUAUCACUGAUAAUAUCAUGUGCCUGUAUAUUUUAUAUAAAACCAAAAUCACAAAUCUGUCUUCAAUAAGAUAUUAUGUUUAACGUGUACUUUAUACCAACACGGGGGGGGGAGCCACAGUGGCUAAGUGGUUAAGACGCUGGCUCACUAGUCUGGAGGUCGGGUUUUCGACCCUUGUCAGUGAUGCAGGAUGGAGGGCCUGACAAGGACAGCUGUGUAGUCCUUCGGAUAGUACGAAAAACUGAGUUCCUGUGUAUACAUUAGCGUGCACGUUGGAAUUCAAUAUGUAGGCCGUGAUGCUAAUUUCUGCGCAAAAUUUCCCUCAUAGCACACUGUAUGGCGUAUGCCCGCCUUCAUUAGCCAAGUUCGGAGCAGAACAGUAGGACGUUAAACCCCAUUUCAUUUCAUAUUUAUAUUCCUGCGAUAUGGAUAUAUUUAUAACAUAUCUUGAUGUCCAAUUGGUCUUACUCCUGGGUGGACAUUUGUCAACUUGUGAAGGACAUGUCCGGCAUCUACUGGUAAAAUACCAUCCCUGAUACAUGUAUGUACUGUACAUUCCUGUCAUAUGGAUAGAUGCCUCUUCAACAUCUCGUACCACUACCCCUCUUUCACUGCCUAGCUAAUAAAAAGCUACAUCAUAAGAUUGAAGGUGGUUUGGGUGGACUAGUGGUUUAACACAUGCACAAGAAAUCGCAAGGUCUGUCAUUGAGUCAAGUUGCGUAGUUUCAGUCCACCGCUUGAAUGUGACGAGUAAGGUCGGUUGUCCAAUCCUGUGAGUUUUCUCCAGUUUCCUCCCACGUCCAAAGACUCCUACAUGCAAGCAAAUUAUUAAGAUAAAAUUGAACCAUAUGUUAGUCACAAAAUGACCAAGUUUGUGUUAAACCUCAUAAGAUUGAAACAUGUCAUCUUGUAACUUUGUAUAAGUCUUGAUAUUCCAGUCUUGAGAAAGUUUGGUUCAGAUUAUCACCAUACAAUGAACACAACAUUGUCACAUGUUUUAUAAAACUAAAAAAACAUUCUGUAAAUAAUAAUUGUUAUCAUUAAAUAAAAAAAUUUUAUUGUCUGUC
This is a messenger RNA of Patella vulgata (common limpet), 2556 nucleotides long. RefSeq names its product splicing factor YJU2. NCBI's taxonomy places the organism in Eukaryota, Metazoa, Mollusca, Gastropoda, Patellidae. Gene Ontology annotation, biological process: mRNA splicing, via spliceosome. Bases 100 to 1185 code for a protein of 361 amino acids. The record is from RefSeq and is a predicted model, not a curated record. Gene Ontology annotation, cellular component: U2-type catalytic step 1 spliceosome. The transcript has 7 exons.